This is a messenger RNA of Limulus polyphemus (Atlantic horseshoe crab), 5119 nucleotides long. RefSeq names its product myocyte-specific enhancer factor 2C-like. The coding region runs from base 346 to 1620 and encodes 424 amino acids. The record is from RefSeq and is a predicted model, not a curated record. The transcript has 10 exons. NCBI's taxonomy places the organism in Eukaryota, Metazoa, Arthropoda, Merostomata, Xiphosura, Limulidae. Gene Ontology annotation, biological process: positive regulation of transcription by RNA polymerase II; cell differentiation. Gene Ontology annotation, molecular function: histone deacetylase binding; RNA polymerase II cis-regulatory region sequence-specific DNA binding; DNA-binding transcription factor activity, RNA polymerase II-specific.
UUUUCUCUGGUACUCAUAGGUGUUUGCUUGCUACUUCCCGUUUGUGUUGGCACUACUUUAAUUAAUUUAAGUAAGGGGUUUCACAGUUCUUGCUAAGAAUAGCUUGUUACUGUAAAAGAGAUAACCUAAGAAGCCUCGAACUCCAAAACUGAAGAAUCAUCUUACGUCUCAAGGACGGUCUGUUUUAUAGCUAGAAGAUUUAUUGUUAGUUAAACUCCCGUUUUCGAGACGUUUGUUACACUCCUAACGUGCUAGAGACAACCACCGUCUAAGUCAACAAAAAGCAACACUCGGAAAGGUUUUUCGUUUGGGCGUUUUCCUUUCUGCUUUAAACUGUCGCCGAGUAUGGGCCGCAAGAAAAUUCAAAUAUCUCGGAUCACCGAUGAACGAAACCGACAGGUGACCUUCACAAAAAGGAAGUUUGGGUUAAUGAAGAAAGCUUAUGAGCUGAGUGUGCUAUGUGAUUGUGAGAUAGCACUGAUUAUCUUUAAUGGUACAAACAAGCUGUUUCAGUAUGCUAGUACUGAUAUGGAUAAGGUGUUACUCAAGUAUACUGAAUAUAAUGAACCUCAUGAAAGUAGAACCAACAGUGAUAUCAUUGAUGCUCUAAGCAAAAAGGAACAUAAAAGUGGCAGUAUCGAAUGUGAAAGCCCUGAGCCAGAUUCAGACCAGUACUCCCUCACCCCACGAUCAGAAGAUAAAUUCAGUAAGAUUAAUGAAGAAUUUGAGCGAAUGAUACAGAAGAAUAGUGGUCAGCUGAAUGAAAACAGGCCAACCCAGUCGUCAACACUUAACCAACAUCUGGCCUCUGUGCCUGCUACAAUGUCUGUCAGUACCUCUCCAUAUCCAGCUCAAGAGAAUACUCUGAUGCAGCCAUCACCACACUCCCGCAUCAGUCCAUGUCCAAGUUCUUCAGGAGCUUUGCUAGAUGUAAAUGGAGGUACAGCAAAUGGAUAUCACCGAUCAGUGUCUCCUCAUGUUGUUUCAGGCAGCAGUUCUCCAGGAUUAGCCACAAACAAACAAGGAAACUUUAAUAAACAGGUUUCACCACCUGGAGCUGGUAGCAUUCAGCGACCAAAUCUUAGAGUAGUCAUCCCGAACCCUCACACAUCUCCCGUGUCUUUGCAAUCAACCCGUACUUUGAGCAAUCCUGUUGUUUCCAUGACAACCCCUGGUAUUCUAGGAAUGGCCAAUUAUCCGUCCAAUCUGACAUCCACUUUUCAACAAAAUGACUUCCAGCUAAACCCAGAACUUGGGCUGACAGGUUUUAGCCCUACUAGCUUGCUUUCUAGUUGGUCAUCUACGCAGGGAUCUUUAGCAGCAGCCAUGAGCCACAAUAGCUCCAACACAACUUCAGGGGCCAAUAUGCUACCUCAUCUGUCUGUGAGUAAUAGUACCCCAUCCCCCUCCACUUCUCCUCUUCCAGUGAAGGUGAAGAAUGAGCCAAUCUCUCCCUCCCGAGAUGUUUCUCUACAUAGACCAUCUUCAGUGCCAGGUCACUUAUCAUUUGGUCAUCAGCUGUCACAGUCCACACGUUCCUCGCCAGAUCCUAUCGGGGAUUAUAACAGCCCGUUAAACAAAAGGCCACGGGUAUCUGUCGAAAGUUGGGGCACAUCGUGAUGCCCUUUGUGAUAGAUUACCAGUGUUAUAUAUCUUGUGUGUCAUAUACAUCAAUAAUCCCAAAAGGAAUACUUUUCUUAGUCAGAUGUGUGUAUACAUAAAUGCUGGGUAACAAACAAUUUUUUCCAGUAUUUAUAUUUUUUAACCGAUAGUUGAUAUGACUUCCCUCUGCCCUUGAUUAGGGCCACUACCGUUUGAUUUAGUUGUGGAAUGUUACAAGGAUCAUUGGUGAAGAGAGAUUUCUACCUCUAAGAAGAAAAAGUAUUCAUAAUAAAAAUAAAAGAACCCAAUGAGGAAGGUGAAUCAUAGAAGAGGUAUUGAAAGUAAGAAAACAUUGUAUAGAUGGAACUACUGGUAAUGGCUAAAAAAGCAAGAAAUCUGAAUUUGUGUUUAUUGUCAGCUGUUCAACUCUCAAAUGACAAUGAAGGACUUCAAGAACCAGCUAGUGUUUGUAUGUACUAGCUCAUUCUUGUCUUUCUAGACUAGUAUUUCACAUUAGUAUAACAGAUUAUGUAUUGUUGGAGUCAGAUCUGUAUAGUGGAUAUGUAGUUUUAUACCAAAGGUUGUUGAUGUGGUAUUAUUGGUAAAUUAUAGAUAACUGCUUAUUGUAAAGAGAUUUUUUUUCUGUAUGGUAUAUAUAAGUAUAUGUGAUUGUUUAGUUGAAGUGGUAUUUCAAAUAUAGCACUGAUGAUGAAAUCACCAAAUUAUUAAUGAGUAGUUUGCCCUAUUUUCUAUUUACAGUGUUGGGCAAAGAUUUGCAUUAUUCUUACUACCUGCAGAAGCAAUCAGAAAUGCCUUAAUAGUCUUUGAAUUAUCAAUGUUGAUUUCUUUAAAGUCUAAGAGAUCACUUGGGAUGUUACGUAACCACUCUUGAAAUUAUACUGUGAGUUUGUAGCAUCAAAAUUGUUUUGAAAAGUUGGCUGUAACUAGUUGUUUCACGUGGUGUUCCCUUAAUGAAUGAUGCAGCCAGUUCAUUAAAUUUUAAUAUAAUUUCUCAAGCUACUGGACAUUGACUGAUGUGUUGUUAUGAGUUAUAUCUUUAAACAUUGUAUAUGUUUUGCUAAUUUUUAAGAAAGUUCAGAUCACACUGAAGCUGAAUCAGAUUGUUUGUGUCACAUUUUGCAUGCAUUGUGUAUUAAUGAAAAUUGUAAUUCAAGUUAUUUCUAUGCUAUGUUUAUUAGUUUUGUAGCCUCUCAAACAGUGGAUAAUGUUUUUCUUUAUGGCCAUGAAACUUACAUAGUAUUACUUGUCUGCAACAACAUGGUUCUAAGAAGUAAACAGAUAUUAGUAAACAUGGAAUGUAGCAAAUCGUUUCAACCACAUUCUUGCUAGGGAAGGAACAGGCAGAGUCUUAACAAUGUAUAUUUUUUAAAACUAUAUUAUUUAAGUGCCAUGGCUCCUUAAUGAAAUACUGUGAAUGGUAUAUAUAUAUAGAGUACUUAAUUUUUUUUUUACCAGAGAAGAUCAAAUUAUUAGUUUAAUGUUUCUGUGCUUAUGUAUGAUUUGAUGUAAAACAUUCAAAUGUAGUGAAUACAUGAAACCCUUAAUCAGAUAAUUGUUAUAUCUACAGAAAAAAAAAUCCAACAAGUGAUAGUGGGGGGUUAACAAAGCUCCUGUUAGUUGAACUAACAAUGUUGUAUCUAGGGGUAAUGCUAGUACUAUGUUAAAAACAAUAACAUAUACAUAUAGGUACUAGCUUUCCUUCCUGCCAUUCACUGUGAAGAAGAAAAUAAACAUAGUGCCAAGAUAUUAAGUUUUAGUGUCAUUUUUUUUGUCAGAUUGCUAGACAUUGAAUAUGGCUUUAUGCAGACAGGUCUGAAUGAUUGCUGCCAUUGUAUAUGAAAAGCUUUUCGUGUACCUCAUCUGUCCAAAUUGUAUAUUUACCUAUGAUUCUGUAAAUUAUACAGAUUUGAAUACAGUAUUAUAUCUACAAUAAUGAAGUUUUUCAAACUAUUAUGUAAGGUAAAGUUUAAAUACCUUUAGAGAGUACAAUAUUUGAAAUUGUUUAUGAAGUUUUCAAUAUUUGUCAUUUAUCAAACCUUCUUAGAACAUAAAAUUAGUAAUAUAUUAUCUCUCUUUUUCACUGCCAUAUUUAUAAAUAUACAACUUUCCCAGUGCCAGGUUUAUAUUUAGAUACACAGUAAAAAAACUUGUUUUAAUAUUUCAUUACUUAGCUGAAAUUGGUAAUUUUUGGAAAAUAUGAAGGGCGAAUACCCUUUCUUCGUGCUAUUACAAAAUUCUAAACACCAUGGCAGUGACAGAGUUGAAAUCUAUAUUUUUAUUUAUUUUGAAAAUAAACCUCUGCUUUGAUGAUUAAAUUGUUAUCAUACUAAAGCUGGUAGUGUUAUUUGCAAGAUUGGCCACCUGAGAAAAAAAGUUUUAGACCUAAGCUAAAGUCCAUUUCAGAAUUUUAUAGGAGGGUAGGGUAUAAAUAUGAUUUUAAUUAUCAGUUACAGUCAGCCAUUUAGGCUUAAUGUUUUACAUUUUAUCUGUACAGUUAUCUUAAGUAACCAAUACUAAAAUCUAAUUACACUUAAAUGGCUGAUAUUAUAAUGAUUGUUGAAUUACUAUUAAUAUUUUAGUUAGCUUAUUCAGAUUUUACUUUCCUUUUUCAUGUGAAUGUGUGAAGAUAAUUGCAAAUGGAAAACUAGAAUACAGUGGCAAAAUAUGUAAAAAAUUACUUUUGUUUAUAAUCAUUUUAUUGACAAGUUGACAUAUGAUUUGGGAGAUUGAAUUGUUCUUCUCAUUCAUCUUAAAAAGUUAGAGUUAGUCAUUUAAUCUGUAAUUUUAUUUUUGUACAGUGUACUCUUUGUAAAUAACUUCUAACAAGAACAGGCUUUUAAGAUAUUUAAUUGUGCACUGUGCCCAUACGUAUUUGUUCAGAGAAUAAAAGUUAAUAUUCCAGUGUUUUUAAGUUCUGUAUUUUGUUUGUUGGUUUAUAUCCAAACUUAAGAAAAAUAGUACAUUUCUGGAACUAAUUACUUUUGAUUUUUAAGUUUGCCACGGAAGACAUUUUAAAAAUGUCUCGAUACAAUUUUUAGAUUUUAGUGAGUGUAACAAAAGUUUUAUCACUUUAAUAGAUCUUGAAAUAACCAGCAACCAUAGUUGAUUUUUAUUGUGAUCUUGGGUUAGACUAAGACUACAGGUAGUUUAUGUAACCUAAGUUAAUCGAUUGGUUAAUGUUCGUUUUUCUACUGAUGGGCAUGGUAACAGAUAUAGAAUAUACAUCUACAUAUAGUGUAGCUCGAAUAUUAUACAUGUACAUAUCUGUAUCUGUUUGAGUUUUUCUUGUACACUCUUGUCUGUUCCUUCCAAUUCCAGAGAUUAAACCAUCACAACUGUUGUUAUUAGCUACAGACUGUAGUACCAGAAGCUUGAUGAACUGUUACUUGUUACAUCUUGGAUAGACUUGUACAAUAAGCACCUUUGUCGAGCAGGUCAUUGUGUGUUAUUUUUAACGCCAUGUAAAAAAAAUAAUAAAAAAAUGGUUGUAAUUGAA